CUGACUCUCUCCUCCCUCUCCUGGCCUGUCUGACACAGAAGUGAGGACCCAGCAGCCUCAGGAAACCCUCUAUCUGCCCUGUGGCUCCCAGACGGAGCCUCAGCCUUUCCAAAGAUGGCCUGGAGAGAGCUGCUCCUUGUCUCCUGUCUCUCGGCGGCCGUGCUCCUGUGCAUGCUGCGGGAAGGGACCAGUGCAUCCGUGGGCACCAGGCAGGUGGCCGGACAAGAGGCCCAGGAAGGCGUGGAACAGAAGAUCUUCAUGCAGGAAUCAGAUGCCUCGAAUUUCCUCAAGAAGCGCAGCAAGAGGUCCCCCAAAUCCCAAGAGGAGGUGAACGCGGAGAACAGGCAGAAGCUGUGGGUUGAUGAGCUGCGGAAAGAAUAUCACGAGGAACAACGGAACGAGUAUGAGAACUUCGUGGAAGAGCAAAAUGACGAACAGGAAGAGAGAAGCCGGGAAGCUAUUGAGCAAUGGCGCGAGUGGCAUUAUGACGGCCUGUACCCACCGUAUCUCUAUAACCGUCACCACAUCUGACCUCUUCGUGAUAAACCCAGAAGACGGAGUUGGAAACACACGGCGUACCCACCCCAGGUGUUCCAGUAACUCUCUCCCACAAACACAGGCCCCUUCAAAGCGUCUCAACUUGGGGCCUGCUGUGGGAAACACACAGGCCUUUUGUUCUGACAGGUUAACAUGCCCUGGCGUUAGCUUCUUUGCAGAUGAAUUCUGAGGUAAGCAAAUGCCUGUGGGGCUGCCUAACACCAAACCUACAGUGGUUUCCCCUUGCUUAGCCAUUGUUCGCAAUGUUAAGAUUCCCAUCCCACGGAACAUGAAAAGAAUCACAGCGAAAAGAUUACAUGUUUGCUUAUAGCUUACAAAUAAAAAUGCUGAGUCAACCUUG
Molecule: messenger RNA, 898 nt
Organism: Rhinolophus ferrumequinum (greater horseshoe bat)
Lineage: Eukaryota; Metazoa; Chordata; Mammalia; Chiroptera; Rhinolophidae
Gene: UCMA
Product: upper zone of growth plate and cartilage matrix associated
Exons: 5
Coding region: 115-531 (138 amino acids)
Biological process (GO): embryonic skeletal system development; regulation of osteoblast differentiation
Cellular component (GO): extracellular matrix
Source: RefSeq, a predicted model, not a curated record